UCAGAAUUACAGAAAUGUAACAAUUGUUUCCAGAUGACAUCAUUUGGUGCUACACAUAUUAUACAAGACAAUUUCGUGCCCACUUUUAAGAUACAAGGACAAUUUUAUCACUUACUGGGAACUCUGUUACCACUACCUGAUGCAGAUCAUCAAUUUUUACAAAUUUAUUUUAUGGGCAAUUCAGAUGCGGAAAUUAAUAAACGUUGUGCUCACAAUCCAACAGUGAAGAGAAUCAUUGUCCAACAAUUACAAAUGUUUCUUCAUCAGAAUAACAAUUUAGUAAACAUGAUCAAAAUAGCAUUGGAUCGGAUGCCAUUUGAUAGCCAUAAUACUGGAAGACUGGCUGUGAAAAGACUGAUAAAUAACGUCUUUGAGGCGACAAUUAUAGAAGGAAAAUACAAAGGAGAGGAUGCCUUGAUCCCGCGGAUACCGAUGAUUCCAACGGACAUACCAUUCGAUUUUAAACGCUUAAAAUUUCCAGUACGUCUGGAUUUUGCGAUGACCAUAAAUAAAUCGCAAGGACAAUCGUUAGAAGUUUGUGGAAUCAACUUGGAGUUUCCCUGCUUCGCGCAUGGACAAUUAGACGUCGCGUGUUCGCGCGUGGGAAAACCGGUACUCUUUAAUUUUUGGGAUUGA
This is a messenger RNA of Drosophila ananassae, 636 nucleotides long. RefSeq lists its product as uncharacterized. NCBI's taxonomy places the organism in Eukaryota, Metazoa, Arthropoda, Insecta, Diptera, Drosophilidae. The record is from RefSeq and is a predicted model, not a curated record. The coding region runs from base 34 to 636 and encodes 200 amino acids. The transcript is spliced from 3 exons.